Messenger RNA from Portunus trituberculatus (swimming crab), 4261 nucleotides. RefSeq lists its product as uncharacterized. The record is from RefSeq and is a predicted model, not a curated record. Bases 120 to 4235 code for a protein of 1371 amino acids. Gene Ontology annotation, molecular function: protein binding. NCBI's taxonomy places the organism in Eukaryota, Metazoa, Arthropoda, Malacostraca, Decapoda, Portunidae. The transcript is spliced from 15 exons.
GUGAUAAAAGUGAAGAGAGGAAGGAGUGAGCCUAUCUCUCUCUCUCUCUCUCUCUCUCUCUCUAGUGGAGGAGUUUUUCCGUCAAAGUUUCCUCCAUUUCUCCACGUUUUUCCUCCAAUAUGGCGACCUCUCCGGGCGCCACUAUGAUCGUGACUGUGGCCGUGACCUUGCUGGCAGUGUACGGGGUGACAGCCGGGCCUCUUAACAGCGUGCACGGGGACCUCUGCAAGAAGAUGAACGGGCGGAGAUACUAUUUAGAAGCCAACACGAAGGCCACACUCACAGCUGUUAACGUGACACUGCCCAGGUACCCAAGACUGGUGGACACUGAGAAGGUGAAAGUCGCGUCUCUGCCCUUUCAUCGCCUCCCUCUGCAGCAUCGACGUACAGAGAGAGACAGCCAAAUGUCCACCACCACCACCACCACCACCACCUCCGCCUCGGCCCCAGCCCCUGACCCACUGCUGUCUGAGUCCACCCCUCCGUCCAGCCCCAUGCACCACCCACACCUGGAGGAGGAGGAGGAGGGGGAGGGGGCAGGUGUGGCGCCCUCCAUGAGUGAGCCGUUCAGGUGUGGAGCCGAAUUCUUCACCUGUCCGGAAUGUCACCUGGAGUUCAAAUUUGGCACUGUGAAUUUGCCCUCCUGCUCCCACGACCACUCCUGCAGAUGUGAUUACGUGAGAAUUCGAGAGCCCCCAUACACGGGCGGUGGCGGUGGGCGUGACGUGUGCUCUACAGGCGGCCCCUUCCCCCCCUCCUUCGCCACCCAGACCAGGGAGGUCAUUGUGGACUUCCUCUACGCUACAAGACACGCCCACGCCUUCUCCAUCACCGUGACAGCCAGACGCAACAAGUAUCGCAUCACGGAGGAGGUGAACAAGACGAGAGGCUAUAUAAGCUCCCCGUUCUUUCCUGAGCUCUACCCAAAGGAACACUGGAUGGAGUAUCGACUGGAGGCACAACACCCAGACGGAAGAAUUAAAGUUAAUUUCCUCGAUUUCUUACUCUCUCCGUGGAGUUUCGUGGAGGUGGAGGACACGAACAAGACACGGGUGGGGGUGUUCAGUGGCGCUUUGUUCAGACCUCCCAUCUUGGUGUCCUCCGGCCCUCACCUCACUGUUCGCUUCAACGGCAAUGGAGAGACAGCAAGAGGCUUCAAUUUGCAGUACUCCUUCGUCAGCGCUGGCUCGCCCGAAAGCAAGCCAGCCGUUACAGACUGUGGGGGCAUCGUAACAAACUUCGGCGGAACGAUAACAAUGAUGAACAUGGCGAGAGGCGAGAGGAACUUCACCGUUUACGAUUGCGUGUGGAUAUUUCAGCCUCCUCGGAACUACGCCUUCAAAUCUCACAUGUCCAUCCGCCUGGUGCAGUUUGAGGAUGUGGUGGCGGGGUCGCAGCUGGAGAUCCGUCAGGGCCUCACCAGCCGGGACUACCUGAUGGAGACGGUGGUGGCUGGAAAAGGGAAGGCGCCGAAGGGGAAUGACCACGGAUCGGCGGCUGACACUGGCUUCUACGUCAGACUGCGGGGCGCCUUCACUCAAAAGUCCAAGCUUGCUAUUGUCUAUUCCGCCUACAGUUACAUUGGAACUUGCUACCCCGUCACGGAUUUCCUCUGUCAGAAUCAUCGCUGUAUUCCGAAGAUGUUGGGCUGUGACGGCUUUGACCACUGCGGUGACGGUAGCGAUGAACCUUCCUCUUGCUACUUGGGGCCCGGGAACAAGAGCCUCACCCCGCAGGACGCAGCUUGGUGGUAUCAGAACACGCCAAACUACUAUUUCCCUCAGAAGAAUAAUUUAAUGUCUGGAGGACCGCAUGGAUGGUCCACUCUCAUCUCAUUCCUAGCUAUGAUUACUGUUAUCCUGAUAAUGUUCGCCCUUCUAUCUAACACGUUUCGAGUGAGGAUGCAUUCAAACAACAGCGGACACAGGGAAAGGAGGAGUGGUGAGAGGAACAGCCGGGAAGCCUCCCUCUCUGACGGCGUGGAGAUCUUCGACGCCUCGGCAGACGAUCCGCCUUUGUACGAGCCGCCGCCUGACUACGAGGAGGUGGUCAAACUCAUCCUGUCUGGCAACAACCUCAAGCUGGUGCGGCGGCCGGGCGGCGUGACUGCGUGGGUGCCUGACAAGGGUGACGAGGGCGGCAGCAGUGGCAACACCCAGACGUGGACUCCCGACGGCCGCCCCACACGCACCCGCCACGCUUCCCUGGACCUGGAGCGUGGCGUGGAGGUGGUGCUGUGGGACGCAAACGGCUUCCCCCGGCUCCCCAGACGCGGGCCUUCUGACGCAGCCACUGCCGCCACUGUAGCCACCAACGCCACCGCUGCCACCACCACCACCACCACCGCCGCCACCAACCGCCCCCGUCCCAUGACCGCCACCCUGCCUGGCCACAUACGCCGCUCCUCCCUGCCUGCGCCGCCACAGCCGGAGGUGAUUCGCGCCCAUGUGCAGGGCCACGGCGUGAGCAUGGCCCCGGAGACCAUCACGGAGGCACCGGAGGGCCUGGACUCCCCAGCAGGUCCGCUGCGCACGCCUCGCCGCGCGGCAAUGCGCGCAAUACAGCCAGCCCUCAGCUCCCCCUCCCUCUCCAUGCGCUCCUUCCAAUACGAUUCCUCGGCGCCCUCCACGCCCCGGCCCACGCCUCGCGGCGGCGCUCGUGCCCCACGUGACGCUGCUGAGCGCGCCAGCCGCAUGGCUAAGCGCGGCCGCCGCCGCAAGAAGACUUCCACGCUCCGGGAGACACGCCCUGCGAGGAGCGACGAGGCGGCGCCGCCCUCCUACGAAGGCGGCCAUGGAGGCCAGCCGUGCCUCCACGCCCGCCCUCUCUCCCCCGCCCCUGUGGCCGGCCCCUCAAGCGCCCCUGCCCUGGCCCCGGCCCCCUCCAGCCUGGUGAGCGAGAGCACACAGACCAGCCUGGACCAGGAGGACGUGGCGCCCACGGAGCGCCUGCGCGCGGCACGCAAUAUGUUCCAGCGCAUGUCGCGGGAGGCUGACGCCCACGUGCACACUGAUACUCCCGCCCCCCGUCCUGUCUCGGCACCCGCCCACUCCCGUGCCCCAGCCACCGCCCAGGCCUCCACGACCACAGCCACCCCCUCACCCGCUCCUCGCCCCUCCGUGCGCGCCCCCGCCCGCCGCAGCCUGCCGCCCCACCAUGGCGGGACCAUCUCCCGCGGCACCGUCAAGGCGCGCACCGCCAUGUUGCUGCGCUCCCGCGUCACCGCAAACGGCGAGUGUGAGUGUAGUGGCGCCUGCUCCUGCGGCCACGCCCGCGCCAGCAGCUCGCGGCGCGGCGGCGCAGUGCGCUCCCGCGUCAACUAUUACCUGGCGGUGCAAGAGGCGGCCGUCCCCGAGGGGCCGCCGCCCCAUCUGCCCCCCGACGCCGCCGCCAAGAAGCGCCGCAUCGCCAGGCCGCGCUCCUUGCCUGCACACGCGCCGCGCCCGGCCCCGCCUGCGCCCCGUCCCGUACCCAGCCCCGUGUCUCCCGUGCAGCAGACUGCCGCGUCCCCCAUGGAGGAGGACCACGAGCGGCCCCUGCUGCCCCUGGCCAGCCCCGAGGAGGCCCCUGAUGGCGUGCUGCCCUGCAUCAAGGACAGAGUGCUGCUGUACGACGAUCUCACCCGCACCGCCGCCGCCCCCUUCUCCGCUGCCUCCCACAGCCCUAAAGCAUCCCCCAGCACCGUGUUCCCCGGCCACAGGUCACCAAGUCCCAAGUGUCCCAGCCCGAGGUCCCCCAGCCCCCGCACGCCCAGCCCCGCCCUGCUGGACAGCCCGGUGCGGCCUGGCCUGGUGCGCGACACCAAGAACCUGAUCCUGUCAGCGUUGCGGCAGGACGCGCCGCCCCGCCAGGACAGGGAACCGCGCGUGCCCUACCUCAGGCUGCGCAGCGAGGACGCCGCCACACCCGAGGGGGAGGCACCCCUCUCCCCGCCCCCUCUCAGGGAGGACCAGGCACAGAGCAUCGAGAUGUGGGACGCCUGCUGGCAGGGGGGCGAGAAACCUCCCGCCCCAGAUAGGCAGGCGCCCCUGCCGCAGCCACGUGCCCGUGACACCCUCAGGUUGGAGCUGAACAAGUUCAAGCCUGCGGCGCCCCAGGGGGAGUGCAGCGCGGCCUCCCCGGAAGGCGGAAAGGCGCAGCGGGAUGAGACACCAGCGAGGGAGGAGCCGGUGAAGGAGGAGGCGAUGGAGGUACAGCAGCAGCAGCAGCAGCAGCAGCAGACAGGGAGGAGGUGAAGGAGGAGAAGCACACUGAGAGGAAG